Molecule: messenger RNA, 2214 nt
Organism: Sporothrix schenckii 1099-18
Lineage: Eukaryota; Fungi; Ascomycota; Sordariomycetes; Ophiostomatales; Ophiostomataceae
Product: serine/threonineeeee protein kinase
Exons: 1
Coding region: 1-2214 (737 amino acids)
Biological process (GO): peptidyl-serine phosphorylation; autophagy
Cellular component (GO): cytoplasm
Molecular function (GO): protein serine/threonine kinase activity; ATP binding
Source: RefSeq, a predicted model, not a curated record
AUGGCGUGCUUACGCGAGAACUUCGAAGGUGGGGUUGUCCUUGACGGACGGUACCGCACUAUUUCUCCCCUCAACCAUGGCUCUUUUGGCAUGGUCUUUAUGGCUAGACAGCUUGAGACUGGUCACAACGUGGCUAUCAAAUGUCUGACCAAGAAGGCUGCUGCCGACGAAGCUGGCCUCGACUUCGCCAUCGAUGACAAGUCUGAAGAGCUGGAUUUACAUGGCCGUUUGGGCAGGCACCCAAAUAUUGUCAACUUGGUUGACUCGUUUGAGACCGAGUCGCACGUUUACCUCGUUCUCGAGUUCUGCCCCCGUGGUGACCUGUACGAGGCCAUUCGCAACGGCCAGGGACCCCUUGAAACCGAGCACGUCCGCCGCUUCAUGUUGGAACUGGUUGACGCCGUGGAGUACAUUCAUUCCAAGGGCAUCUACCACCGCGACAUCAAGCCCGAGAACAUUUUCCUGACUCAGUCUGGCAUCAUGAAGCUCGGUGACUUCGGCCUGGCUACUACCGAAGAGUGGACGUACGAGACUACCGUGGGCAGUGACCGUUACAUGUCCCCUGAGCAGUACGACUCGGCUGGCGCUGGCUACUCGCCCGCGCAGGCUGAUAUCUGGGCCAUUGGUAUCUGCAUGCUCAACAUCCUCUUCUCACGCAACCCCUUCUCCACGCCGACCGAGGCCGAUCCCAUCUUCCUCGACUUCUCGCGCGACAAGCAGUCUCUGUUUGAUGUGUUUCCCAACAUGUCGCAGGACACUUUCGAAGUGAUUGUCCAGUGCAUGAACCUCGACCCCAAGAAGCGUUCCUUGGCUGGUGUUCGCCAUGCCCUGCGUCGCGUUGUCAGCUUCACCACCCUCGACGAGGCCCUCGAUGACUUUUGCUCUGUCGACCGCCGUGUUGUUGCUUCGGCCAACCGUGAACCUCUACGGACCCCAUCCAUUCAGAGCCCCAUGGUUGAGAACGGUGCCGCUUUCCCGUGGGCUAAAGCCCUGCAGACUAGCACCCCGCAAGCCAUACGCCAGCUCAGUGUCAUCCCCGACAACGAGAGCUACACCGAGGAGCUCUUCUCCAAGUCUGAGGCGACAACAGCUGAUUGGUGCUCGAAUAUGACCGGCGAGACUCCGUCCAUGGCGUCCGUUCUGGACUCCAGCCUCGGCGCUUCCAUGACCUCGCUCGCCAUCAGCCAGCCCAAGAUGAUCCCUCAGCCGACUACUUGGCAGUCCAAGGUCUCGCCUAUGGCAGGCUCCCUUCCGAUCACCAUGCCUCGUGCGCGCAACGCUCCGGCGAUGUCUCUUGUGUUUGGUCGCAAGGACGCCGUUUCCAAGAGCUGGAGCGACAUGUGGGAUGAGGAAGAAGAGGAAGAGGAAGAGCGCCUGCGCCAGCUCGAGUCGCUUAAGAAGCUGAACGCUCGCACUUGGAGCCAGGACAGUGUCAAGGAGGAGGUCAAGCCAGCCAUCGAGAAAGUGAGCAGCAAGCUCAACAUGCUUAGCGACGACGACAACACACCUCGCCUUGGUCUGUCGCCCGCUACGAAGACUUUGGUCGUGGAUGUUCCUGCUGCUGUCGACCGCCAGCCCGUGCCUGCUGUAGAGGCCAAGGAUGAUCUCGAGCUCGACGACGAUGUUCUCUUUUUCUCUGAUCCUCUGACCGAGGAGAAGGAGGUGAAGAAGGAGCAGAACCGCCAAGAUUUGGACAGCUUCCUCGGCCGCAAGGAGGACCGCCAUCAGCAGAUCCAUCUCUCGGUUCGCCUGCCGAACUCGACCGUGUCGCCUGGCCCCUCGCCAUCCAAGUCGCCGUUGUCCUUUGACAAGUGGGAAGCCCUGGGUGAGCGACGCAGGGCCCACACAGGACCGUCGGUGAAUCUCGAGUCCAAGUCGCAGGGUCAACGCUACGGUCAGUCUCUUGGCUACAACGUGAAGUCGUCGUAUGAGCGUGGCACUUCGAACCACUUCGGCAAUGCCUACCACACCUCGUCGGGCCAUCACUUGACCAACACCACGAACAACCACUCCAACGCCACUUUCAAUCCCCACUACGUCAAUGUCUUUUCGCACAAUCAUUCCAACAGCCCCAACAAAUUUAACGCGGGCAAGGAAAAUAUGCGCGACCGUUCCAAGGGGCGUCCCUGGAACAAAGGCCGCGACUGGAACUGGAACUGGCGCCGCGAUCGCCGUCCCGAUUUCAGUAAUGUUGAAUGGGUUGGUGGCUGGUAA